UCCACAAAGCUUCGAAACAUACAUACAUAUAUAAUAGAGAGAAGAUUCUAGAGAGAGAGAAAGCGAAGCGGAGUUUGUACUCUACGUUUAGAGAUUUGUACUCUCUGUGUGUAUUGUGGAUCUAGAUCUCGGUGAGAGAGAGAGAUAUGGAGGUCGUAAGGCCUCAGUUGUUGAUUCAUGGAUGGAUCUCGGUUUUCGUGUUGCUUUGUUUGUUUUCAUUUGAAGCUCAAUGUUUCUAUCUACCAGGUGUUGCUCCUCAGGAUUUCCUCAAGGGUGACCCUCUGAUGGUGAAAGUCAACAAGUUGACCUCUACAAAAACACAGCUUCCUUAUUCCUAUUAUUCUCUUCCUUACUGCACUCCAAAACAAAUUGUUGACAGUGCAGAGAAUCUUGGUGAAGUUCUUCGUGGUGACCGUAUUGAGAAUUCCCCUUAUGAGUUCCGUAUGAGAGAACCACAGAUGUGCAAUGUUGUGUGCCGUACUGUUCUUAAUGCAAAAACUGCAAAAGAGUUAAAGGAGAAGAUUGAAGAUGAGUAUCGGGUCAACAUGAUUUUGGAUAAUCUUCCUCUUGUUAUGCCCAUAAAAAGGCCUGAUCUGGACACUACAGUCUAUCAGCAUGGUUUUCAUGUUGGUCUAAAGGGACAAUAUGCUGGAAGCAAGGAGGAGAAGCAUUUUAUCCAUAAUCAUCUGAUUUUCACCGUCAAGUUUCACAAGGAUCCACAAACUGAUGCUGCGAGAGUGGUAGGAUUUGAAGUGAGGCCAUUCAGUGUGAAACACGAAUACGAUGGGGAAUGGAAUGGCAAAAACCGAUUGACCACUUGUGAUCCCCAUGCCAAGCGUACUGUUACAAGUUCUGAUUCUCCCCAAGAGGUUGAAGAUAAGAAGGAAAUCAUCUUCACAUAUGAUGUUGAAUUUGAGGAAAGUGAUAUCAAGUGGGCAUCAAGAUGGGAUACAUAUCUUUUAAUGGCUGAUGAUCAGAUCCACUGGUUUUCAAUUGUUAACUCUUUGAUGAUUGUUCUUUUCCUCUCGGGCAUGGUAGCAAUGAUUAUGUUGAGGACCCUAUACCGUGACAUCUCCAAGUACAAUCAGUUAGAGACCCAGGAAGAGGCUCAAGAAGAAACAGGAUGGAAAUUGGUCCAUGGGGAUGUUUUUAGGCCUCCAAUUAACUCCGAUCUGUUGUGUGUUUAUGUUGGAACUGGUGUUCAGUUCUUUGGAAUGACAGUAGUCACAAUGACGUUCGCUGUCCUUGGAUUCUUAUCCCCUUCAAAUCGCGGAGGAUUAAUGACAGCAAUGUUGCUUCUCUGGGCAUUCAUGGGUGUUUUUGCUGGUUAUGCUUCAGCCCGCCUUUACAAGAUGUUCAAAGGAUCUGAGUGGAAGAAAAUUACUCUCAAGACAGCACUCAUGUUCCCUGGAGUUGUUUUCAUUCUUUUCUUCGUGUUGAAUGCUCUAAUUUGGGGAGAGAAAUCAUCUGGGGCAGUGCCAUUUGGAACCAUGUUUGCAUUAGUUUUCUUGUGGUUUGGCAUCGCAGUACCACUCGUUUUUGUUGGCAGUUAUGUUGGUUUUAAGAAGCCAGCUAUUGAGGAUCCUGUGAAAACAAAUAAGAUCCCUCGACAGGUACCGGAGCAAGCCUGGUACAUGAAUCCAGUUUUCUCUAUCCUUAUCGGUGGCAUACUCCCAUUUGGAGCUGUAUUUAUUGAGCUAUUCUUCAUCCUCACCUCAAUCUGGUUGCAGCAGUUCUACUACAUAUUUGGUUUCCUCUUCAUUGUGUUCGUCAUCCUUAUCGUCACCUGUGCCGAGAUUACCAUUGUGCUCUGCUAUUUCCAGCUAUGCAGUGAGGACUACCUUUGGUGGUGGAGAUCAUACCUCACUUCAGGAUCAUCGGCUCUCUACCUAUUCCUUUAUGCAGCAUUCUAUUUCUUCACAAAGCUUGAGAUCACAAAGCCCGUAUCUGGUAUGCUGUACUUCGGCUACAUGUUGAUUGCAUCAUAUGCUUUCUUUGUCUUGACUGGCACAAUUGGGUUCUACGCUUGCUUCUGGUUCACGAGGCUCAUCUACUCAUCAGUGAAGAUCGACUAAAGUGUCAUACUGCAGUUUCCUCAGAGAGCAUAUAUGUGGACACCAAAUUGUUUGUUGCUUCCAGGUUUUGAUAGUAGAAAGUUGCUUCCUGUAACCUACCCAACACAUGUUUUCCUCGAAUCUAUUUGUUCUUUUUAGUCUUUUCUGUAUGGAGACAUUUAAGAGGAUUUUAGGCAAUUCGAUCCUCAAUUACGGCAUGUUUUAGUUGACAAUAUGAUUCUUGUACCAAAAGAUCGUAAAGGAUGGUUUAUUUGUUAUUUAGUCAGUUAAUCCUCUUAUUUACUUAACCUUUAUAAAUGUAAGUUUUGUUCAA
Lycium ferocissimum is the source of this 2388-nucleotide messenger RNA. RefSeq names its product transmembrane 9 superfamily member 9-like. The coding region runs from base 147 to 2075 and encodes 642 amino acids. Gene Ontology annotation, cellular component: membrane. The transcript has 7 exons. NCBI's taxonomy places the organism in Eukaryota, Viridiplantae, Streptophyta, Magnoliopsida, Solanales, Solanaceae. Gene Ontology annotation, biological process: protein localization to membrane. The record is from RefSeq and is a predicted model, not a curated record.